Molecule: messenger RNA, 1142 nt
Organism: Hyalella azteca
Lineage: Eukaryota; Metazoa; Arthropoda; Malacostraca; Amphipoda; Hyalellidae
Exons: 5
Coding region: 100-1056 (318 amino acids)
Source: RefSeq, a predicted model, not a curated record
CCUUGUACGGAGGUUGCGUGUGUCACUCGUCCGCGCUGGAUACUUGAGAACUUUGCGACGAAUACUCCUAUAUACUAUAAAAUCUUAAAAAAUUGAAACAUGAGUGCCACAGAAGUAAUUUCGGUCGACUCAGGCCUGGGUCGCAAUUCGUUACCUGAUUUUCAGUCUAGUGAAGAAGCAAGUUCUCCAGGAUCGUUUGCCAGAAGUCGUCGAUCCUUUAGAAGAUCAGGCCGUUCCUCAGACAGCACCUCGUCAGAAAAAGCUCCUUUCCUGAGCUCCUUCUCGAGGUCCUCGCUGAGGUCCGCCUCCUGCCGAGGGUCGCCCUCCCCCGCCCGCAAGCUCACCACCCCUCAGGGUCCCAACCUGGCCACGGCCUCCCGCAACCGCCAGUGUAAAUGUUCAGAAGUUCAUCACCACGGCCCUCAUGGACACAUCACUCCUGUCGUGCCCAGAGUACCUCUGGAACGAGAACGUGCAACCCGUCGCAGUCGAGGAGCCGCCGUAGCAGACGACGACAAAAACAAAACUGCGUCGACGAGACUCCCUGACGCUGGAAGCAAGAAGCCCUCUAGAGAGGAACGUAAGUGUUCCCGAGAUGGAAGGGACACUUCGCGUGAUGGAAAAGACACAGAUGGAAGAGAUGCUUCUCAAGAUGGCCGAAAAUCUUCUCUGAGUAAGGGAAUCUCACUCAAUGCAAGAAAGAUUUCAGGGAAUGACAACAAUCGUGAUGGACUAGAAAAGAAUUUGCAGUCCAUCGUCCCAGCUUCCGAAGAGAAAUUGGCUAAUAGAAAAGGUUCGGUCACCACCAUGGUUAAGUGGGUGCCCUGGUUGGCUGAGAAACGUUACUCCACCACCCUCACCAUCUCACCCUCUGCUCCACCAACUGUUACCUCCACUGUAAAACAGGUCGAGUCGAACAAGGGCCUUCAUUGCUACUACCCUCAGCAGCCGAAGAUGAAGGUCAUCCAGACAUCAUCAUCAUCAGCCAUCCAGCCAUCCUUCCUCACCUCCAUCGGCGCUCCUCCAGCCAUCAUCGCUCGUCUCUCCAUGGCUUGAAGUGGAAUUAACGAAUAGAAACAGAAGAUAAAGAUUGCUUUAUGAACAAAAAAAAAAGAUUGGUUUAUGAAGAAAAAAAAAAAGAU